AUGGAAAGGAUAAGAUACCACCUGGUGGAGAGGUAUUCCGAAGAGGGCCUGACACUUCUUAUCUUCUAUCUCAGGAACAUGAGCCCGAUGGAGAUGGUAUACUUCUUCUGCACAGCUUCAAAGAUUCUGGACAGAAGCAGCUCAGUGAUCCUGCUUGCAUAUCUUCGGCACGCGCAGACCAAGGGGAUGGAGUGCCCGAGGUAUGCACAGAGGUCGCUGAACUACCACGUGCAUGUGCUGAACAAGAGGAUAUCCAAAAUGGUUCCAAAUGCCUUUAGGCAGUUUGUCUCUGAGAUGAAGCUGCUUGACUUCACGGAGGUGCGUGGACGAAAGGUGGAGGAGGCGAAGAAGGAGUUUGACCCUCUCAGAUUUCUUAUUGACACUGUUUUCGAGACUCUUGUGAAGAGCAGCAACGCCGAGAUUGAGAAUACGGUCCAGACGUACUUCCACGAGAAGAAGGAAAGGAUGCUCCCCAGUCCUGUCAGCGAGUCUUUCAGUCUUCUCGGCAAAAUCAAGGAAGAAGAUGCAAUAGAUGCAAGCAUUUCAAGGAUUGUGAGGAUGCUGGAUGUUGAGGACUCUCCGGAGGUCCUGGCGUUUGUUAGUAAGAAUGAGAAGUAUGCCCACUCCUUUUUUUUCUAUGCAUAUCUCCUGAACCGCGAUGUCUAUGAGUCGAUGGUCGGCCUGGUUCUCGAAAGCAAGCAGUACUUCCGGGUGGACAUCAUCAAAUGCCUUGUUGCACUUGAUGUGAAGAAGACUGUGGAGAGAAUAACCGACGAGUCGGUCGAGGUGCUGAACUAUCUGAUCAGAGAGAGGAGAAUCCAUGUCAAGGAAAUUGUGGAGAUGAUUUCCGAGCAGAGAGUAGAUGUUGGGAGAGAAAGCAUUCUCGGGGUUUUCCGGGAGAACUAUGAGACUCUCAAGGACUAUGCCUCCUGCUUUAGGCUGAGUGGGCAGGAGUUGAUUGAGGUUUCCAGGUCGAAUGACCAGGCUUUGCCUCUUGCCCUGGACGCAGUUGACUCUCAGGAAGCCAUGGACAGCUUUGUCGACUUGCUGAAGGAGAAGGAGGACACUGUUGUGGUUGACCUUGUCAGGUCUAUCAGCGAUGAGCAGAAGAAGGAGAGGCUCAUACAGACUGUUCUCAAAAGAAGGGCGGUCCGGGGCCAGCUCCGGGUCUAUCUGCUGGACAACUAUAUGGAGGACAGCCGUUUUAUAUAUGGCCUGCUUCCGUAUCUGGAAAAGUCUGACGUGUACAAGUACAUUCCCGAUUACGUUGUCGACAACGAGUCUCUGAAUGUUUUCCUGAAGGUUGUGGAGUGUUCUGAGCUUCUGAUCUUUGCCCACAGAAUCUCGGAUGUCCCAAAGGCCAUUCGGAUUCUCAACCUCUGCUUCAAGUCUCCGAAGUUUAGCGAGAGCGACUUUCUGUUUACCCUAACAACUCUGGAGAAGGAGCUGCCCCUCCUGAUUGUGAGGACACUGAUCCAGACUCUGGUGAAGUUCCCGAACCUGAAGAACUUUGUCGUUUCAUUUCUGUCCAGAUUGGUCAGGAGAAACAUAUGGAAGCAAGAGGAGAUGGUGGAGGGUGUGGCAAAAUGCUUUGAGAUGAUUGGUCCUCCUGCAGUCGACAUAAUCCUGUACCUGGAUCCGGAUGCAAUGUCCAGGAUACUGGGGAAGAGCAGGGGGCUCAGGAGACUCUGCCGCGAGCACCUGAAGCGGGAGGUUUCUGACAAGCACCACGAUGCAGUGCUAAAGUCUGUGAUGGGCCGGUUUGGUAAUAAAUAG
Encephalitozoon cuniculi GB-M1 is the source of this 1776-nucleotide messenger RNA. RefSeq lists its product as uncharacterized. The record is from RefSeq and is marked provisional. The transcript has a single exon. Lineage: Eukaryota; Fungi; Microsporidia; Unikaryonidae. Gene Ontology annotation, cellular component: mRNA cleavage and polyadenylation specificity factor complex. The coding region runs from base 1 to 1776 and encodes 591 amino acids.